This is a messenger RNA of Gorilla gorilla gorilla (western lowland gorilla), 3054 nucleotides long. It is a transcript of the gene MALT1, whose product is annotated as MALT1 paracaspase. The record is from RefSeq and is a predicted model, not a curated record. Gene Ontology annotation, molecular function: cysteine-type endopeptidase activity. Gene Ontology annotation, biological process: proteolysis; B cell activation; positive regulation of canonical NF-kappaB signal transduction. Lineage: Eukaryota; Metazoa; Chordata; Mammalia; Primates; Hominidae. The transcript has 19 exons. Bases 211 to 2526 code for a protein of 771 amino acids.
GGCGCGGCCAGCCGGCCAGGCUCCCCUCGGCAAACCUGUCUAGUUGGGGCGGGGAGCGGAGCUUCCUCCUGUGAGGGCCGUGCCGCGCUGCCAGAUUUGUUCUUCCGCCCCUGCCUCCGCGGCUCGGAGGCGAGCGGAAGGUGCCCCGGGGCCGAGGCCCGUGACUGGGUGGGCGGGAGCCCCGGCAGUCCGGGGUCGCCGGCGAGGGCCAUGUCGCUGUUGGGGGACCCGCUACAGGCCCUGCCGCCCUCGGCCGCCCCCACGGGGCCGCUGCUCGCCCCUCCGGCCGGCGCGACCCUCAACCGCCUGCGGGAGCCGCUGCUGCGGAGGCUUAGCGAGCGCCUGGACCAGGCGCCCGAGGGCCGGGGCUGGAGGAGACUGGCGGAGCUGGCGGGGAGUCGCGGGCGCCUCCGCCUCAGUUGCCUAGACCUGGAGCAGUGUUCUCUUAAGGUACUGGAGCCUGAAGGAAGCCCCAGCCUGUGUCUGCUGAAGUUAAUGGGUGAAAAAGGUUGCACAGUCACAGAAUUGAGUGAUUUCCUGCAGGCUAUGGAACACACUGAAGUUCUUCAGCUUCUCAGCCCCCCAGAUGGAGUUUCGCUCUUCUUGCCCAGGCUGGAGUGCAAUGGCACGAUUUUGGCUCACCGCAACCUCUGCCUCCCAGGUUCAAGCGAUUCUCCUGCCUCAGCCUCCCGAGUAUCUGGGAUUACAGGAAUAAAGAUUACUAUAAACCCAGAGUCAAAGGCAGUCUUGGCUGGACAGUUUGUGAAACUGUGUUGCCGGGCAACUGGACAUCCUUUUGUUCAAUAUCAGUGGUUCAAAAUGAAUAAAGAGAUUCCAAAUGGAAAUACAUCAGAGCUUAUUUUUAAUGCAGUGCAUGUAAAAGAUGCAGGCUUUUAUGUCUGUCGAGUUAAUAACAAUUUCACCUUUGAAUUCAGCCAGUGGUCACAGCUGGAUGUUUGCGACGUCCCAGAGAGCUUCCGGAGAAGUGUUGAUGGCGUCUCUGAAUCCAAGUUGCAAAUCUGUGUUGAACCAACUUCCCAAAAGCUGAUGCCAGGCAGCACAUUGGUUUUACAGUGUGUUGCUGUUGGAAGCCCUAUUCCUCACUACCAGUGGUUCAAAAAUGAAUUACCAUUAACACAUGAGACCAAAAAGCUAUACAUGGUGCCUUAUGUGGAUUUGGAACACCAAGGAACCUACUGGUGUCAUGUAUAUAAUGAUCGAGACAGUCAAGAUAGCAAGAAGGUAGAAAUCAUCAUAGGAAGAACAGAUGAGGCAGUGGAGUGCACUGAAGAUGAAUUAAAUAAUCUUGGUCAUCCUGAUAAUAAAGAGCAAACAACUGACCAGCCUUUGGCGAAGGACAAGGUUGCCCUUUUGAUAGGAAAUAUGAAUUACCGGGAGCACCCCAAGCUCAAAGCUCCUUUGGUGGAUGUGUACGAAUUGACUAACUUACUGAGACAGCUGGACUUCAAAGUGGUUUCACUGUUGGAUCUUACUGAAUAUGAGAUGCGUAAUGCUGUGGAUGAGUUUUUACUCCUUUUGGACAAGGGAGUAUAUGGGUUAUUAUAUUAUGCAGGACAUGGUUAUGAAAAUUUUGGGAACAGCUUCAUGGUCCCCGUUGAUGCUCCAAAUCCGUAUAGGUCUGAAAAUUGUCUGUGUGUACAAAAUAUACUGAAAUUGAUGCAAGAAAAAGAAACUGGACUUAAUGUGUUCUUAUUGGAUAUGUGUAGGAAAAGAAAUGACUACGAUGAUACCAUUCCAAUCUUGGAUGCACUAAAAGUCACCGCCAAUAUUGUGUUUGGAUAUGCCACGUGUCAAGGAGCAGAAGCUUUUGAAAUCCAGCAUUCUGGAUUGGCAAAUGGAAUCUUUAUGAAAUUUUUAAAAGACAGAUUAUUAGAAGAUAAGAAAAUCACUGUGUUACUGGAUGAAGUUGCAGAAGAUAUGGGUAAGUGUCACCUUACCAAAGGCAAACAGGCUCUAGAAAUUCGAAGCAGUUUAUCUGAGAAGAGAGCACUUACUGAUCCAAUACAGGGAACAGAAUAUUCUGCUGAAUCUCUUGUGCGGAAUCUACAGUGGGCCAAGGCUCAUGAACUUCCAGAAAGUAUGUGUCUUAAGUUUGACUGUGGUGUUCAGAUUCAAUUAGGAUUUGCAGCUGAGUUUUCCAAUGUCAUGAUCAUCUAUACAAGUAUAGUUUACAAACCACCGGAGAUAAUAAUGUGUGAUGCCUAUGUUACCGAUUUUCCACUUGAUCUAGAUAUUGAUCCAAAAGAUGCAAAUAAAGGCACACCUGAAGAAACCGGCAGCUACUUGGUAUCAAAGGAUCUUCCCAAGCAUUGCCUCUAUACCAGACUCAGUUCACUGCAAAAAUUAAAGUUUCAGGGAGAUAUGAAGGAUGCCUUGAGGAUUUGGAACCUGGGAAAGGAGAGAACAUCUAGUCUUCACAGUAUGUUUAUCAUAUCAGUACUCAGGAUUGGAAGAUACUGUAGAGGACAAGCAGGAAGUGAAUGUUGGGAAACCUCUCAUUGCUAAAUUAGACAUGCAUCGAGGUUUGGGAAGGAAGACUUGCUUUCAAACUUGUCUUAUGUCUAAUGGUCCUUACCAGAGUUCUGCAGCCACCUCAGGAGGAGCAGGGCAUUAUCACUCAUUGCAAGACCCAUUCCAUGGUGUUUACCAUUCACAUCCUGGUAAUCCAAGUAAUGUUACACCAGCAGAUAGCUGUCAUUGCAGCCGGACUCCAGAUGCAUUUAUUUCAAGUUUCGCUCACCAUUCUUCAUGUCAUUUUAGUAGAAGUAAUGUGCCAGUAGAGACAACUGAUGAAAUACCAUUUAGUUUCUCUGACAGGCUCAGAAUUUCUGAAAAAUGACCUCCUUGUUUUUGAAAGUUAGCAUAAUUUUAGAUGCCUGUGAAAUAGUACUGCACUUACAUAAAGUGAGACAUUGUGAAAAGGCAAAUUUGUAUAUGUAGAGAAAGAAUAUAUGUAGAGAAAGAAUAGUAGUAACUGUUUCAUAGCAAACUUCAGGACUUUGAGAUGUUGAAAUUACAUUAUUUAAUCACAGA